Molecule: messenger RNA, 2147 nt
Organism: Helicoverpa armigera (cotton bollworm)
Lineage: Eukaryota; Metazoa; Arthropoda; Insecta; Lepidoptera; Noctuidae
Gene: AstA-R1
Product: allatostatin-A receptor
Exons: 7
Coding region: 397-1446 (349 amino acids)
Biological process (GO): G protein-coupled receptor signaling pathway
Cellular component (GO): plasma membrane
Molecular function (GO): G protein-coupled receptor activity
Source: RefSeq, a predicted model, not a curated record
GCUGAUUGGCGGGCGGACUGAGAGGUCGUGCAUCGCGCACCCACUACCCAAGUGUGUUACGUUCGAGAUUCAAAUUUUAAAUUUCGUAUUUACUGCGUGUGAGUUUUUUUUUGUUCUAGUGUUCGGAAUUUGAAUUUGAAAGUGUAGUGUGUGUUUUUUUUUUGACUUGAGUGGGUGACACCGGCCGGUGAGAACUCAAAGAGGAUGUAAAACAUAUUGGGGUCCCUGAAAAAGUCCUGGAUAAUCAAGUUUGAAAUCAUCACAUCAGUACCUACCAGUCGUGGACAUCUCAUCAUCACAUGUGGAAUCUAACCAUUCUGGUCAUCCACUUUGAAAAGUGGCAUAUUUAGACAAAAACUCACGAGAUAUGAAGAAUUAGAACGAUAAACCUUCAAAAUGGAGUCGACAGAAGACGAAUUUAUGAGCAUAUGCCUCAACCUGACCAGCGAGGAGGCUUUACUCGGAGGAUGUAACUACAGCAGCGAAUACGAAAACGGAGAACUCUUGGAGAAGGUCGUUUCAAGGGUUGUCCCCAUCUUCUUCGGAUUCAUCGGCAUUGUCGGACUUGUCGGCAAUGCUUUGGUCGUUCUUGUCGUCGCUGCCAACCCUGGCAUGAGAUCCACCACAAACCUUCUUAUUAUAAACCUGGCUGUCGCUGAUCUACUCUUCGUCAUAUUCUGCGUACCCUUCACUGCUACCGAUUAUGUCAUGCCACGAUGGCCCUUCGGGGACUUAUGGUGCAAAGUGGUGCAAUACUUCAUAGUGGUGACAGCUCAUGCCUCAGUCUACACCCUAGUUCUCAUGUCUCUGGACAGGUUCAUGGCAGUAGUCCAUCCCAUAGCGUCCAUGUCUAUCAGAACAGAGAAGAACGCUUUACUAGCCAUAGCUUGUAUAUGGGUGGUGAUAUUAACCACUGCGAUCCCCGUGGGUAUUUGCCAUGGGGAGCGGGAGUACUCCUACUUCCAUAGGAACCAUUCUUCGUGCGUGUUCCUUGAGGAGCAUGGUUAUAGCAAACUGGGUUUCCAGAUGUCUUUCUUCCUGUCUUCUUAUGUGAUUCCUCUAGCUUUGAUUAGUGUGUUGUAUAUGUGUAUGCUGACGAGGUUGUGGAAGAGUGCUCCGGGGGGGAGGGUGUCGGCUGAGAGCCGGAGGGGGAGGAAGAAGGUGACAAGGAUGGUUGUGGUUGUCGUCGUGGUGUUUGCUGUCUGCUGGUGCCCGAUACAGAUCAUCCUGCUGGUGAAGGCGUUAGACAAGUACAAUAUCACGUACUUCACGGUGACGGCGCAGAUCGUCUCGCACGUGCUGGCUUACAUGAACAGCUGUGUCAACCCUGUGCUGUACGCCUUCUUGUCGGAGAACUUCAGGGUCGCGUUUAGGAAGAUAAUCCAACUCCGCGCGGGGGGAAUAUUAGAGCUGUCAAAUAAUAUACUUAAAUUCCCGAUAAGGUAAUGUACUGCCCACCCCCAUACAACGAUGGCAUGUCGGGUCGCCCACAGCCCACCAAAACUACCCGCACGGGCAACGGCAACUCUUGCCACGAUAUUGUCUGAGAUUCACUCAAAAACAGGUCACGUCACCAAAAGGACCAAGCCACCGUAGUGUGAACGUGCCCUAAUAAAACGGACUUUUUAUAAAAUAAAAAUCGGUGUAAAUAUCUUUUGAUAGUUCUAAAAAUGUGUACCUAAAUUUUAAAAUUGUUACGUAGAACAUUAUAAUGUAAUUAUAAUAGUUAUUGUAUUUAUAAUAGAAUUGUAAUUAUUAUUUUUUAUAGUUUAUCGUUAGAUGCCUCUAACGUACUUUCAUAUUCUGAGCCCCAAUAUGUAAGUGCGUGUGAAAAAUCAACAAAUUCAUGUAAAUAUUACAAUUAUUGUUAUAUUUGUGUAUUUAAAUUUUAAUAAAAUGUAUCAAGUUUUAGUCAGACUAAAAAUGUGCGAAUUAGAUAUUAAAAUAAAUAGAUAAAACAUCGAAUUAUACGAUAGCUGUAAACAAAAUGUAAAUAAGAAUUUUAAUUAUUUUAUAUUCAAAUAAUUACAUUGUAAUCGUAAAUGUAAUUACAUAAAAAUAUUUAAUAACACAUUUAACAUUGUAAUCAUAAAAACAAAUAGUUUCAAAUUACAAAAUAAUAUUGUUGUAAUUGUAUAUACAUUAUU